Messenger RNA from Perkinsus marinus ATCC 50983, 1442 nucleotides. RefSeq lists its product as hypothetical. Gene Ontology annotation, cellular component: nucleus; cytoplasm. The transcript is spliced from 19 exons. The record is from RefSeq and is a predicted model, not a curated record. Bases 24 to 1442 code for a protein of 472 amino acids. Lineage: Eukaryota; Perkinsozoa; Perkinsida; Perkinsidae.
AGUAUCCUACUUUACAAUUAACGAUGUUCUCAAUAGUUAAAAACCUCUUCGGUCGUCCUACUGCGAGUAAAGUUGAGGAGGAGUCCUCUGAUGACGACUCGGCCGGUCUUGAGAAUCCCUCUAACCGCCAGGCCGUCACUGAGUGUGCCCUCGACUUGCUCAAGGGGGAUUUCUUCGUUUUAGAUGGUGGGGAGUGGACGAGUCUUGCCGAUGGGUUAUGCAGCGUAACCUUUGAUGAGGCCUUGAGGAAAAUGUAUGUCACGCAAGAGGAGGAAGGAGUGGAAGAAGUCUUCAAUGCACAGCAGAUGGUCAACGUACAGCGUUAUGACGAUCCCGACGACGGCUAUCCGUGCGUGCAGUGGAUAGUGGUCACCAAGAGCGACAACAUGAGCGAAUGGGGCCUCAAAUUCCGAAAUGAAGAAGCAGUGAACGAAUUCGUGAGGAAAGUAGAGAUGCUAGGCCAGGCUGAGUCGACGAUUGUGGUGCAAAUCGAUGGCUUGAGUAUGAUGGCUAGAGAGGGUCCGGGGGAAUGGUCGUCGCUUGGGCAUGACAACUCAGUGAUGGUGAUGGUCACUCAGAGGAAGGACUUUGAAGCUCAUCUAGUCAUAUUCGACCAGGCCGAUGAUAGCCUACUCUACAGCGGUGCCAUCACUGCUGGCCUUGGCUUCAAAUAUGAAUGGCCGAAAAUCAUGUUCUUGGGCUUCUCUCCACUAUCUUCCAAGACUCCAGUACUGGCAAUAGAGUGUCCGACUCAUGCGGCCUUCGCCUCCCUCUGUGGUGCUCUGGACAAGGUCCAGGCUGAACGCCGUUUGAAAAAGAAAAUCCCCGGCAAGGCCGAGAAAGCGGAGGAGUUCUAUGACGUUGAAAAUGGCAAUGAAUUAGCGGAGCGAAGCGAGGAGGUGGAGGCAUCCUCAUCUUCGUCCUCGGAUGCCUGGUCGAGUGAUGAUGAAUACGGCAGUUCGCCAGUGAAGACAUACCCUGGGAAGCAAGGUGCACGGACUGCAGGAGUGGAAAGCAACAAGUUGAUGGGCACGUCGAAGAGAGUAGGAGGAGAUAGGGCAUUCGUAUGGCGGACUAAGGUGAUGAACAGGAGGCAGGCAGCCAGACAUGAAGUCGGUGGAGGUGCGAACAUGAAUGUUCUGAGGAUGGAUGCUGACGGACUGGAGCAAGUUACACAAAUUAACAAUAUUUUACACAGGGGUGAAGGCGUUUGCCCGACGGCUUGCAUGAUGCACGAGGGAGACAACAAGAUGCUCCUCCUUGAUCAUUCUGAUCCGACUGAUGCUGAUAAGGUCCUUUGUAUGGACUUGAACGUGGGGAAAGUGGUGCAAGAAUGGAAUGCAGAUAGUAUGAGGGUCAACAACUUAGUGCCGACCUCGAAGACGGCCCAAAGUACCGGUGAGCAGUGCUUUAUGGCGAUGAAUGACAAGGCUGUGUCGUGA